Messenger RNA from Carassius auratus (goldfish), 4553 nucleotides. Its product is annotated as semaphorin-4E. The coding region runs from base 522 to 2768 and encodes 748 amino acids. Gene Ontology annotation, molecular function: chemorepellent activity; semaphorin receptor binding. The record is from RefSeq and is a predicted model, not a curated record. The transcript has 16 exons. Gene Ontology annotation, cellular component: plasma membrane. Gene Ontology annotation, biological process: semaphorin-plexin signaling pathway; neural crest cell migration; axon guidance. NCBI's taxonomy places the organism in Eukaryota, Metazoa, Chordata, Actinopteri, Cypriniformes, Cyprinidae.
AUCAGCAGGAUAAACUACCAAGUUCAUGAAGCAGGCUUUGCUCUCAUAAAAUGGUAUUUGAAUAUAAAGGACAAUUCAGCCUUCUAGAGCAGAAGAAUAUCUUUGACUUCACACUGCAGGAUCUGAGCAGUUUAAUGCUCUAUCACACAGAGCAGAAGACACCAUGAGCUCCAUUCACUGCAACACACUCUGUUGCUUUUGAGAGUUUGACCACUUUUGAUUUGUUUUGCACUGGAGGGCUGGCAGAGUGUGUGUGUGCAUGUGCUUGUGUGUGUGUUUGAAGAGGAACCACUCAAUAAUGCGAGCACAGGAGAACUGAGAGAGGAUUUGGUUGCAUGAUGGACUCAAAGGGUUCUUUGCUGAAGAGCGUUCUUUGCAGCUAAAGUCAUAUAUCUCAGUAUGGAAGCGUUCUGGACUGAAGCAAGGAUGAGGAAACUCUGACAGACAGACGACACAGGAAUCUAGCACUCGCACCGUCUUUAGACCAAAAUCACUGACUGAUUUUUUUACUGGAGCGCUGAAUGAUGUUUCUGCUGGCUGUGCUCUGUGUGUUUUACAUCUGGAGUCCAGCAACGCUGAGCGGAGGAUUGGGAGCGACACCGAAUACCAUACCUCGCAAAACAGUGCCAAUUAAUAGAAAUGGAAGACGUUUGUUUCGUGAGGAGGGUGUUUGGAACUACACCACUAUGCUUUUGAGGGAAGAUCUCAACAUGCUCAUCCUGGGUGCUAGGGAGGCCAUUUUUGCCCUUGACCUUGAUGACAUUACAGUCAAAAAGACCAUGGUGAACUGGUCAGUCACAGAUACUGAGCAAAGAGAUUGUUCCAAUAAAGGAAAAGAUGCUACAAAUGACUGCAAAAAUUAUAUCAGAAUUCUUCAUAAAAGAAACGAUGACAGAAUGUAUGUUUGUGGAACCAAAGCAUUCGCCCCAACCUGUGACUAUAUGUCCUAUGCCGAUGGUAGUCUGACUUUAGAGGGUAAACAAGAAGAUGGGAAGGGGAAAUGUCCCUUUGAUCCUUUUCAGCGACACACAUCAGAGAUGGUCGAUGGAGAUUUGUACUCUGCUACUUCAAUAAACUUUCGGGGUUCAGAGCCGGUUAUGAUGCGCAGCUCAGAGGACUCCUUACGGACAGAGUUUUCAAGCGGUUGGCUCAAUGAACCAAAUUUUAUCCACAUGGCUCAUAUUCGGGAGGGAGAAUCGAACCCAGAGGGGGACGAUGACAAGCUCUAUCUGUUCUUCAGUGAGACCGCAGUGGAAUAUGACUCCUACACCAAGAUGGAUGUCUCUCGAGUAGCUCGCGUGUGCAAGGGAGACAUGGGUGGGCAGAGGACGCUGCAGAGGAAGUGGACUUCUUUUCUAAAAGCAAGGCUUGACUGUCCCGUUCCAAACAACAACCUGCCUCUUCUCAUCCAGGAUGUUUUCCACUUUUGCCCCAGUAAUUGGACCACCUGCGUGUUUUAUGCUGUCUUUACCCCACAAUUAGACUCCUCUCCAUACUCCGCGGUAUGUGCAUACAAAAUCGAAGACAUCAAGAGCGUGUUCUCAAAGGGCAAGUUUAAGGCUCCUGUUCCCGUUGAGACGUCGUUCGUGAAGUGGGUGAUGUACUCCGGUGAUGUCCCCGAUCCCCGACCGGGAGCAUGCAUUGAUAAUCAUGCCAGAGAAAUGGGUUUCACCAAAUCUCUGGAUCUCCCAGACAAAACCUUGCAGUUUAUUAAAGACAAGCCGCUGAUGGACCAGGCUGUCAAGGCGCUUGGAGAGAAACCACUGCUGGUGAAGACAGGCGCUGCUUUCACUAGAAUUGUGGUGGCCACUGCGACAGCCUUGAGCGGGACCAGCCAUCAAGUCAUGUUCAUUGGCACAAAGAGCGGUUCCGUGCUGAAAGCUGUGAAUUAUGGCGGUGAGAUGGUCAUUAUGGAAGAGAUUCAGCUGUUUGAGCCCUCAGAGCCAGUGAAGAUACUGCGACUUUCCGACACCAAACUGUACGUGGGUUCCGAUGUGGGCGUGGCUCAGCUGUCCAUCAAUGAAUGUGGGCGGUACCACACGUGUCUGGACUGUGUUCUGGCCAGGGAUCCGUACUGUGGCUGGGACCUCGAGGCUGAACAAUGCUCUACCAUAAACAGCACACACAGAACCAGCACUGUGAUUCAGAGUUUGAGUUCCGUUAAAUCCAACAAAUGUCCACAAAUAGAUGACAGUAAGUCGAUCAGCGUCUCGUUCUUCCACGGCAGUACCGUGCAGCUGUGGUGCGAGCCAAACUCCAAUCUGGCACAGGUUGAAUGGCAACUGAACGGACAACCCCUCAAUCUCUCAGACACCAUCAAGAUCCUGUCCGACAGCCUGAUGAUAAUCAACGCCUCUGCAGACGCAGACGGCCGCUACACCUGCAGUUGUGUAGAGUGGAAUUACAAAACCCAGCACGUAGGAUAUGAUCUAACCAUUUUGUCAGAAUCCGGGAGUACAGCAUUACUACGCAAUGUUAAGGGAAAAGAAAACACACUUGUGGCCAUGGUGGUGUUAUUGUCACUGACUCUAGCUCUGCUAGUAAUGUGGAACCUGUACAAAGGGCAUUUUCCUUUGCCGUUUUGCCACAGGAGGGUAAAGGUCACAGAGAACAGGUGCGAUAGAAGUCUGUAUGAGAACCAGCCUCCAGAACAAAAAAUAGCAUCAUCAGCAGUGAACUUGAACAGCAACAACAACAAUGCGAACAACCAGAGGUACUCCUCAUGUCAGAUCACAUUGAGAUAUAUAGACGACGAAUCUGAGAUUUGAGAUUUUUAUGCAUAGACUUGCUAAUGCAACUAAUCGUCAUUUAUAUGCAGACCAGGCCAACUGAAGCUGGCUCCUCUUUUGCAACUGUUAACUUUUGUCUAAACUGAUGUUUUGACCCACUUUUUGUCCUUGAUGAAUCCAUACCUUCCUUCUAAUGCCAUAGUUCAGCAAUGGCACACACCAUGUCCACUGGACAAAAAAAGACCCUUUUUUGCAUAAGGUCUGUCUACAUUGCAACUUACUUUGUUCAAGAAUUACCAAAAUACUUUCACUUGGUGGUCAUAUUUGCAUCACCACUGGGCAGCUAUUUCAGUUAUGCAUAACCAACUGGGAAAAUGGUGAAUCUUAAAAACUGCUUGGCAAUAUUCUAACAUGAACUGCCUCACAAAUGCGGUUUCUUAUGUUAAAAUAGCAUUUUAUUUAAAACAUUUUUUUAGGACCUUGAGUGUUUCUGUGUGAACUGGAGGAUCUUAUUUCUUAUGUAAAUACUUUACCAAUUGGCGAUUUUAUGUUUUAUUUUUAAGCCAUGACUUACUAGUGUGGACAUAUUGCAUUUUGUGGCUUCUCUUGUUCAUAGAGCCUGUCCCAAUGUCCACACUUGCCGUCCUGACUUCUUGAGAGUGGACGCACAGGACAGGUUGGCAUAACUGUCCCAGGUCUGAGAAAUGCCAAAGCUCAGUGCCAUUAGUGCACAGUGAAUCCCUAAUAAAUCUCUGAGGUGUAGCCCAUCAUUCAUCAUGUUUAGGAACUCAUUUGCCCUAUAUUUUGAGGUUAAAAAUGCUUAGACAUAUUAGAUAUAUAAUUUAGUGGUAAAACAUAAAGUGAUGGCACAUUUUUUGGUGCUGAAAUAAGCAUGUAUUUAUUUAUCACUGCCAUUUAUCACUUAAUAAGCAGAAUCACAAUUACUUAAUUGUGUCAUCUGUUAUAUUUAGAAGUUUAUGUUAAAUUAACAUGAUAAAUUGCAGUUUUACAGUGCCAUGUCGUGUGUUUUAUCUGGUUAUGAAAAGCUCUAUGUGACAAAUUCAGGAAACAAGAACAUACUUCUCAUCAAAGUAGGCAAAUGGUUCAAUGCAAAGACCACAAUUGUUGCCCACUUACACAGGAAAUGAGUCUUUGAAAUGAAUUACACCACAUUAAGCCUAAAGUCACAUUCACUCCAUGAACGAUAACUAGAACCAUAAUAACCAUGCACAGCAAUAGGCGCUAAUAUUCUGUUUAAUAUUAAUAUUUUGAGGCUCACUCGUUAAAUUCAGAUUCCAGCAAUAUCAUUCCUCUCUGGUGUGACUUCCUUUUCUUUUAGAAUUAGUUUACAAUUAAGAAGGAUUAUUACAACUUUAGUUAUAGAUAUCGUGCAUUGGGUAAAUGUCCCAAAAAUACUUGUUAAAAAUGUAUUGUUAAGUUUAAUUUAGGCUACAAAACAAACUUUUGCCACAGACAAACUCUUGACACAAAACCAGCAAAUAGUACAUGCUCAGAAGUUAUCGUUUUAUGAUGUUGCAUCCUGUAAACAGUUUUGUUUCCAGGUGGACUGGUUUAAAAAAAAAAAAAAACUGUGAGCCCUGAGGUCCACACCGACAGGAAUGAGCUUCCUGUAUCUCCAGGAUGCCCAAGACAAGUGUCAAGUGACUGCAUCUCAGACUCAGUUUCAAAGUGCAUCUUAUGUGAAGUGUUUGUAUAUGAAUGUACUGCAGAAACUCAAUUUUAACUGUAAUGCCAUGUAAAUAAAAUACUGUAAAAAUUUCUCUUUGUAAACAGCUUUUUCCAAUGAACAACAAAUUAAAUGUC